Mya arenaria is the source of this 1319-nucleotide messenger RNA. RefSeq names its product beta-1,3-galactosyltransferase 1-like. Lineage: Eukaryota; Metazoa; Mollusca; Bivalvia; Myida; Myidae. The coding region runs from base 81 to 1313 and encodes 410 amino acids. Gene Ontology annotation, molecular function: hexosyltransferase activity. Gene Ontology annotation, cellular component: membrane. The transcript has 2 exons. The record is from RefSeq and is a predicted model, not a curated record.
GAAUAUACAACCAGUAUGUUAAGAUGUAGUGGACAUAUGCUUGUUUUGCGUGCUGUGGAAUGUCUACACUUUAAUUCCAGAUGACAUUGAGAAGAACUCUGACAAUGUCUUGCAGACCAAAAGUAGGGGUGCUACUGUGUGCAGUGGUCCUAAUCUUCCUGGUACAAAAAACAAUAUACUUCACUUGGGAAGGACACAUAAGACAUGAGGAGCAUUUGAGACAAUUAGAAAAAGAUAAGAGCCUUGCGAAAAUCAAAAGGAUAUCAAGCAACUUUGCUUCGUUUCAAAGGAAAUAUACGUUCCAGUCAAAACAUUUUACAGACCAGGCAAAAGACGACGCUGUAAGCUUUACGCGAAACCUUCCGAACAUUUCUAACAAAACAAAGUCUGACUUGAAGGAGAGGACUCCCGAGGAAUUGAAUUCUAGAGACAGUUAUCGAUACUAUAUUUCUGAUACUGUGAGAGAUGACUUGCAAGAUGUCUAUGUAAAUUUACACAAGUACGAAUAUACUCUGAACAAUAAAUACGCCUGCAACGGAAAUGUCCUCGCUGUUAUUUUGGUUAACAGCGCUCCAGACAAACCCUCGGAAAGAAUGCAAAUACGGAACACAUGGGGAUCUGUUAGAUUUCACUCCGGAGCUACGGUUGUGACUCUCUUUGCUAUUGCUCAGACCGAGGAUGACAAGCUGCAAUCACACAUUGAAAGUGAAAGUAAGCAAUACGUCGAUAUCAUACAGGGUAAUUUCUUAGAUUCAUACAGAAACCUAACAUAUAAAACCGUGAUGGGACUCGACUGGGUUCACAAGUUUUGCAACCACACAAAGUUUGUGCUCAAAGUUGACGAUGACACACUUAUUGACACGUAUCAUCUUGUGGACUACCUGUUGCAAAGGUCGCCUGAUGGUGAUAUCGAGGAUUUCCUUUAUUGCUCAACUUUUAGGAACCAAGGCCCAAUACGACGCUCUGAUGAUAAGUGGUUUGUUCCAAUGACUGAAUAUCCCUACUCUAAGUAUCCACCUUAUUGCGAAGGAUUUGCGUACAUCAUGUCCUACGAUGUCAGUAAAAAGCUAUAUGAAGCAACAGAAACCGUAAAGAUAUACUGGAUUGACGAUGUCUAUCUAACAGGACUUGCGGCUAUCCAAGCACGGAUAACACACACGAAUAUGGAGAGUGGUCAUUCAUAUAAAUUAUUAGAUACUGACAAUCUUUCAAAAAUAGUUCAGUCUUCUUUGUUUUUGCUUGCUAAAUAUGACAGCAUGAGGCCAAAUUGGGACAGGGCAUGGGAUGAUAUUAAAUCUCUUCAUAAAAAGUGAUAAAAU